Messenger RNA from Linum tenue, 2385 nucleotides. The record is from the annotation of a GenBank genome assembly. Lineage: Eukaryota; Viridiplantae; Streptophyta; Magnoliopsida; Malpighiales; Linaceae.
AUGCGGAGAUCAGUAAUUGGAGGUGCCAAACGUACUACUACUACUACUUGUCUCUUCCUUCUCAAUCACGCUCAUCAUCGCUCUCUCCUUCCUCCUCUGCACCACCGUCUUGAUUCUUCUUCUUCUUGCGACUCUCCUCCUCCUCCUCCUCCGCUUCUUCCCCCUCUCCUCCCAACAUGCCGAACCCCGGUUUUGAAAUGCGAAUACGCGGUUCGUGGAGAGAUUGUCAUCCUCGCUCAGCGCCUGCAAGAAGAGUUGAAGGCUAAACCUGGUUCCCUUCCUUUUGAUGAGAUUCUCUAUUGCAACAUUGGGAACCCUCAGUCUCUUGGUCAGCUCCCUAUAACCUUCUUCCGAGAGGUUCUUGCGCUCUGUGAUCAUCCUGCGAUUUUGGACAAAGCUGAAGCACAGGGCCUGUUCAGUGCUGAUUCCAUAAAGCGAGCAUGGCAGAUUCUUGACCAAAUUCCUGGGAGAGCAACUGGAGCAUAUAGUCAUAGUCAGGGUAUCAAAGGAUUACGUGAUACGAUUGCUGCUGGUAUUGAAGCUCGUGAUGGAUUUCCUGCUAAUCCAAAUGAUUUAUUUCUCACAGAUGGUGCAAGUCCAGCUGUACACAUGAUGAUGCAAUUACUGAUAGGCUCCGAAAAAGAUGGACUUCUAUGUCCCAUUCCUCAGUACCCUUUGUACUCUGCUUCCAUUGCUCUCCAUGGUGGUAGUCUGGUCCCUUACUAUCUUGACGAAGAAACUGGCUGGGGCUUGGAAGUUUCUGAACUUAAGAAGCAAUUAAAGGAAGCUAGGUCAAAGGGUAUCACUGUUAAGGCUCUGGUUGUUAUAAAUCCAGGCAACCCAACUGGACAGGUUCUCGCGGAGGAAAACCAGCGGGCUAUUGUGGAGUUCUGCAAGCAAGAGGGUCUUGUUCUUUUAGCAGAUGAGGUUUAUCAGGAAAAUGUCUAUGUUCCUGAGAAGAAAUUUCACUCAUUUAAGAAGGUUGCCCGAUCUAUGGGCUAUGGUGAUAAUGAUUUGUGUCUAGUAUCUUUCCAGUCUGUCUCUAAAGGGUACCAUGGAGAGUGUGGAAAGAGAGGAGGCUACAUGGAGGUCACGGGUUUUAGUCCGGAAGUCAGAGAGCAGAUAUACAAAUUGGCGUCUGUGAAUCUCUGCUCUAAUAUUUCAGGCCAAAUCCUUGCAAGUCUUGUUAUGAGCCCGCCCAAGGUUGGAGAUGAAUCUUAUGAAUCAUAUUCUGCCGAGAAAGACGGAAUUCUUAAAUCUCUGGCUAGGCGUGCCAAGACACUGGAAGAUGCAUUCAAGAGUUUAGAGGGAAUAACAUGCAACAAAGCAGAGGGAGCAAUGUAUCUUUUCCCCCGCAUCAAGUUGCCUGAAAAGGCAAUCAAAGCUGCAGAAGCUGCAAAGACUGCCCCCGAUCUAUUUUAUUGUCGUCGUCUCCUCAAUGCUACUGGAGUGGUUGUGGUCCCUGGUUCUGGCUUUGGUCAGGUAAGAACUUCUCCUUGUUUUUUAAAAUGAUGCCAUGGCUCCAAAAUAAGGUGUAGGAGUGGGUAACGUCAUGGUAGUACUAUAUCACUUCUGCCAAUAACAUGCCUUGAGUAGAAAGACAAGGCUCCUUGGUACUACUCUAGUGCUAUAUAUAACAAUAGCAGUAUGCUGACUUUUUAAUGCCUUAAUGUACGCCAAGAAUCUCAUUAACCUCUUAACUAGAGAUUUCAUUGUUGGACUUGGAAGAUGGAACAUUGUUGGAUUUCUUAGUCAAUAUGCUUGAUGGAAAACAUUUGAGGGUAUAUAUUGAUAUUGAUAUAUUGAUCACUUCUCUCUGUUGCGGUGAUGAAUCGGUUUUCUAGUUGCUGGAAGUGAUUAUGGCCAGGAUGCUUUGACGGGCAAAAAGUCAUUAGCCAUGAUAGCAUCCUUUUGCAAUCAUGAAAUUUGGCAAAUAACAGUUACACUUACACAUAUCACUGAGUCUGUUCUUUGGUUUGCAGGUUCCCGGGACGUGGCACUUCAGAUGUACCAUUUUGCCGCAGGAGGACAAGAUUCCGGCCAUUGUCUCGCGCUUGACAGCCUUCCACAAGAGCUUCAUGGAUGAGUACCGUAAUUAGAGAGAGGAUUGUUGUACUUAUCAUCUGGACCUCAGAAGGAAGUAGCAGAAUAAUAAGAUUGUACUCGCUUCGAUUUUCCCGAUGUUGCGAGUUUUCUUUUCUCCAGAUUUUAGACAACUGAAUAAGUGGCAGCUGCCUUCACUUGGAGGGUAUGAUUGAUGUAUAGCUUAAAGGAUCCAUUGGUCAUAUAUUGCGCUCAAUUUUGGGUUUUGAAACGAAUAGCUUAUGGCUAGCUUAAAGUUUGCUGUCUUUGUGUACGUGCUGUUAAAAUGAAACAUGAAUGAUG